GUUUCCGGCCUUUUGGUUAAAUUUUCCCUUAGUCUCAAGCUUAUAAAACCUGGUAUUUUCCUCGAAUAUCCGGUAACCAGAGCAUUACACUGACAAAUGAGCCUCGUCUUUUCCAAAACUAUUAAAACAAUCACCGCCCUCUCUCCGUUUUUGCGGUCGGGCUUUGCUGUUGCCAGUGAUGUGUCUCCAUUAUCCCGAGUGCUCUCGCUCCCUGCUCCGCAUAACCAGUGGACCAGGCACGAGAUCAGAGAACUCUACCACUCACCCUUGAUGGACUUACUCCAUUCGGCCCAAAUCCAGCACCGCCGCUUUCACAGCCCGCUGGAGGUGCAGUUAUGUACCCUUCUCUCAAUCAAGACCGGGGGUUGCACUGAGGAUUGCUCUUACUGCUCGCAAUCCCAGAAGCAUGCAGCCACCACCGGCAUGAAGGCCACUCCUUUGAUGCCGGUGGAUGAGGUUAUUACCGCUGCUAAGGAAGCGCACUUGCAUGGGAGCACUCGUUUCUGUCUUGGGAGUGCCUGGAGGGAAAUGAAAGGACGAAAGUCCGCCUUGCGCCGAAUCGGUUCGAUGGUCAAGGCCGUGAACGAUUUGGGUAUGGAGUCUUGUGUCACAUUGGGUAUGGUGGAAAAGGAACAGCUCGAGUAUUUGAAGUCCCAGGGGUUGACCGCUUACAACCACAAUAUUGACACCUCCAGGGAACACUAUCCGAAAGUGAUCACGUCAAGAACCUACGACGAUCGUUUGAACACCAUUAGAAACGUCCAGCAGUCAGGCAUCAAGGCGUGUACUGGGGGCAUAUUAGGUCUUGGCGAAACCGAAGAUGACCAUGUGGGGUUCUUGCAUACGUUGGCCACGUUGGACCAGCACCCCGAAUCGUUGCCGAUUAACCGUUUGGUUCCAAUCAAGGGAACCCCGCUUGAGAAUAUCGAGGCAUCUAAGAAGUUGGAGUUAGAUAGUGUGUUGCGUACCAUUGCCACUGCGAGGCUCAUCAUGCCGGAGUCAAUCAUCCGGUUGAGUGCCGGGCGGUACACCAUGAAGGAGCACGAACAGUUUUUGUGCUUCAUGGGCGGGGUGAAUGCCAUUUUCACCGGUAAGAAGAUGUUGACGACAAUGUGCACGGGUUGGGAGGAGGAUAAAGAAAUGUUGGCAAAGUGGGGUAUGAAGCCAAUGAAGUCUUUCCGCGAGACUGAGAGUAAGGGUCUAGAUGAAACGGUUUUGAAAUAAGGUUUACCUGAAGCUGAAAUAUACUUGCUUCAUUUUGAAUUAGAGAAAUAGAAAAUGUGGUAAGAACUAGGUGAAAUAUGGAACUUUAUGGAUCAAACGGG
Babjeviella inositovora NRRL Y-12698 is the source of this 1325-nucleotide messenger RNA. It is a transcript of the gene BIO2, whose product is annotated as biotin synthase. Lineage: Eukaryota; Fungi; Ascomycota; Pichiomycetes; Serinales. Gene Ontology annotation, molecular function: 2 iron, 2 sulfur cluster binding; biotin synthase activity. Gene Ontology annotation, cellular component: mitochondrion. The record is from RefSeq and is a predicted model, not a curated record. Gene Ontology annotation, biological process: biotin biosynthetic process. The coding region runs from base 97 to 1224 and encodes 375 amino acids. The transcript has a single exon.